CGGAUGUUGGGUAUCAGGCUUCAUCUUGAUUGGUUGAGGGAGGACACGGUGGGAGAGGCGACUAGGCGCUGAUGAUCCACAGGCGCUCAGUUGCACCGCGUCCAUAGGGAGCACAGGCUGAUCCACCUCCUGCAGAGACCACCAUCCAGCAGACAGGACUCCGGACUCAUCGGGACCCCCUUCACCACUUCUGUCACGAGGAGGUCAGCUUUUGAUAAAUACCAGCUGAGGUGUAAGGGGUCAAGAUUUGGAAACUGAAGGACGAGCGAGGUCCGUAGCGGUUCCAAGGAAGAGUGACUUCCAAACGCUCUAUGUGGCUGCAAGUCAGCCUCCAGAGUCACGCUUUUCUGGAGCUCCCCGAGAAGUUCAUCCGGACGUGAUGGGGGAAGAAGAGCAGUGGUGAGGGGGUGCAGGGGGCUCCGAUGAGGAUAAACGCGAGGCCUGGGGAGACCAGGGGUGUGGUUUAAGAGGGGGAACCAGCUGAGGACUGCUUUUCAAUGUAAACAUACAGCGCCAUGCCAAGCUCGCACAGAAGGACCGGGACCCCACUCCUGCUUUUAAUCCUCUCUGCCGUCACCAACCACCAGGCAACAGCCUCAGUGCUCGAGAGCCUGAUCGCUAAACGUGGCGAAUACUGGGAGAAGUGCAACCGAACUCUGGCAGGAGGUGGACCCUCAACCAGCGGGAACUACUGCAAAGGGGCGUUCGACUUGUUUGUGUGCUGGCCCCACUCGUCUCCCGGAAACGUGUCCGUCCCUUGUCCUUCCUACUUGCCGUGGAUCAGCGAGGACAGCCCCAGGAGGGCACGCAGAGAGUGCCUGGAAAAUGGAAGAUGGCGACAGAGGGAGAACACCUCGGAGCCUUGGAGGGACGACUCGGAGUGCCAGAAGCUGGAAUACUUUAAAGACAAGGAGGAUGAAAUGCUUCGCCAGACAGCCCUGAGGCUCAUCUCUGUAAUAGGCUAUUCCCUGUCCCUGACCUCCCUCACACUGGCCACGCUGCUGAUGGGCGUGCUGAGGAAGCUGCACUGCACCAGGAACUACAUCCACAUGAACCUGUUCGUCUCGUUCAUCCUGCGAGCCCUGGCCGUCAUCUCGAAGGAGGCCGUCCUGUACGUCAUGUACUCGAACCUGCCGCAGGACGACUCCGGGUGGAACUCCUACUCGAGCUCCGCGAUCGCGUUCAUGUGCAAAUUCUCCAAAGUGUGCAUGGAGUACUUCGUGGCCUGUAACUACUUCUGGCUCUUGGUGGAGGCCGUCUUCUUGCACACGCUGCUCUUCACCGCGGUGCUGACCAAACGACGCCUGCUGAAGAAGUACAUGUUGCUGGGAUGGGGAACGCCGGUCUUGUUUGUGGCCCCUUGGACUGUGGUCAAGGUUCUAUAUGAAAACACAGAAUGCUGGUCCAUUGUGAACAGAUGGUUCUGGUGGAUAAUCCGGGGCCCCAUCACUUUAUCAGUGCUGGUCAUUUUCUUCAUAUUCAUCAAAAUCCUGAUGCUGCUGUUGUCCAAGCUGAAGGCAGAUCAGGUGAAAUUUACAGACUACAGAUACAGCUUGGCCAGAGCCACACUGGUGUUGAUUCCCCUGCUGGGGGUCCAUGAAGUGGUCUUCACUGUGCUAAUAGACGAAUGCGUGGAAGGCAACAGUCGCUACGCCAGAAACUUCAUCAACCUCACCCUCAGUUCGUUCCAGGGAUUCUUGGUAGCUGCACUCUACUGUUUCGCGAAUGCAGAGGUCCAAGCUGAGCUGAAGAAGCGCUGGCAGAUCUUCCUGUUCACCAACCGCUUCCAGGUCGCGAGCCGCUUCGGCGGCGCUCCCCUCAAGCACCUGUGGAAGCGCACGCGAGGGCGCCGGCCGCGGCGCUCGUACGACGAGGGCGGCGCGUCCGCCGUCCACCCGCACCUGCUCCAGGUGGCGGUGCACGGGGGCGGCGCCGUGCUGGCGCUGGGCGAGGUCAGAGGUCAGGGCCUGGCGGCCUGCGACGCAGCGGGACUCGAUUUCCUCACCAGGAAAAGCGUGUCCAGCAGCGACGGAGAGAUGACGCUUGGGGAGACCAUGGAGGAGGUUCUGGAGGAGAGCCAGUUCUGAACCCAUACACACACCUAGGACCCCACAAGCCCCCAAAGCCGCUGCUUUACUUCAAAUGAUGGUCAUUCGAUCACACAGUUAGUUACUUAGAGUAAACUGAACUACUGUAUAUUAUAUAUAGAGGGCUCAUAGUGUGAGUGCAGUUGUUUAGUCGCACCCUAAAGAACUGGUCACACCAAAAAACCAAUUAUGCUCACAUUUUGGUGAGCUGUGCGGCGUCUACUCCGCCUUUCGCCCAGCGCCAGUUGAGAUCGGACUCAGCAGAACCGCACCCUUAAAGAGGAAAACGAGGUGGCCGACGAUGUGCCGCUUUUGGGUAAUGAGAUGCGUUUGUAGCAUCAAAUUAGUUCGUCCAAGAGUGUGGACUUAGCGUCAAUCAGAGUCAGAGAUGUUUGAGAGUGUGUUGUUGGUUAAACAUCUGUAUCAAAGGUCAUUCGAGUUGCACAAAAAUGCCUCGUUGCCGUAGCUCAGGCCCAACAGUCAUGUAAACAGUUGUUUCUGCUACAGUCUCAGUAUACACAUCAAACACAUUCAUAUCGUGUUCAUUUAUGGAAACAGUGACCCAACAUAUAACAGGCCAGUUUUAUAUAUCCAUAUGAUGCAACAUCUGGAUUGAAGUGUGCAUAUAAAUACAAUGUAUUUGUUGUGUUCUUGUGAAUAUUUGUGAAUAAUGGGGCUCUGCUGUUCCGUAUGUGCAGCGGGUCUUUCUGCGUUUUUAUGUUUUUUCCAUUAACCCCCAGCUUUAAGUGUAGAACGGGCGUUGUUGUACAGUUUCUAUCACGUGUCCAUGCAGUCUCAUGAACCACGUACAGUGUGUGCACAAAUAAAGCAAAGUUACCUGGU
Messenger RNA from Betta splendens (Siamese fighting fish), 2930 nucleotides. Its product is annotated as glucagon-like peptide 2 receptor. The record is from RefSeq and is a predicted model, not a curated record. Gene Ontology annotation, biological process: adenylate cyclase-modulating G protein-coupled receptor signaling pathway; cell surface receptor signaling pathway. Gene Ontology annotation, cellular component: plasma membrane. The coding region runs from base 516 to 2087 and encodes 523 amino acids. Gene Ontology annotation, molecular function: peptide hormone binding; glucagon receptor activity. NCBI's taxonomy places the organism in Eukaryota, Metazoa, Chordata, Actinopteri, Anabantiformes, Osphronemidae. The transcript is spliced from 13 exons.